Drepanopeziza brunnea f. sp. 'multigermtubi' MB_m1 is the source of this 1920-nucleotide messenger RNA. RefSeq lists its product as uncharacterized. Gene Ontology annotation, cellular component: MUB1-RAD6-UBR2 ubiquitin ligase complex. Gene Ontology annotation, biological process: ubiquitin-dependent protein catabolic process; establishment or maintenance of cell polarity. The record is from RefSeq and is a predicted model, not a curated record. Lineage: Eukaryota; Fungi; Ascomycota; Leotiomycetes; Helotiales; Drepanopezizaceae.
AUGAGAGAAGUCAAUUUUAGCAUCCCCAAUGUCAAUAAGGCAUCCGUGGGCAUCACCACGGCCCUCUACGAUCGACGAGCGCUCGAUUGCACCUCCACCCUCCCACUAAUCAACUCGCUAAAUCAUCUCGCAUACCUUACAACGUCAUCGGCUCGAAUAAGAGAUAUCUUGACGGUCGAUGGAGGUGUCGAGAGAUUGGUCUGCCUGCUCAAGGCUGGGCGUAGCAAGGACAUGAUGGACAUGUGGAAGUGGAAUCUGGCUUUCCAGUGUGUUGUGAAUAUUGGCGUCAGAGGUUCAGAGAACGUGCGCACGAGAGUGGUGGAAGCCGAUAUGGUCCCAGUCAUUGCUACGAUACUCGACAAUUAUAUCAAGGUCGUCGACAGGUGUCGUGAGAAAGCAGAGGAGGCCAAGAAGGCGCAAGAGCACAGAAUGCACCAAUCUUCACGAAACGGCGAACACAGGGGAUCUCACAAAGGGGCUUCAUUUGGAAAUCGCCCCUCUCGUUUCGACGUGGAAUUCCGGACAUCUCGAAGACAGCCUCCUCCAUCUAUCGAGAUUCCAGCCACAAUCACUAAUGAUGCAUUGACGGCUGCGUCGGACGCCAUGGAUACAACCCCAACUGGGCCUCUAAUUACCCUUACACCUCAGCCCGAGAGAACCACAUACCCUACCCCUAGACACCACCACCACCAUCAUCACCACCACAGGGGUCAAGACUCCAGACCGCCCUUCUUACCUCCUUCCCGACACAACAUCCAGCCUUUGGUGACCGCAGUCCCCUCCAUGGACGCAGCGGAUGGAUUCAGCGUUAGACCCGUCCGCGAUGCUGAGCGUCUGCCAUCCAUGGUUUCCGGGUUCCAUAGCGGCGUCACUUCGCUGCCCGAAUCUCCGACAACUCCUCUUCCUCCCAACUCGAUGCGAUCGCCAACUGUGCAUCCUGCAUCUGCGGCAGCGCAAGUAGUCCGCUCCAGGAGGCGGCCAUCAAUCCGCCACCUGGCUUCGAUGGUCGGUGAGCCUGAGGAUCCUAAUGCUGAUAGCAUGGCCUCUGACGAGUCUGGAGAGCCAGAGAUAUCUGGCCUUGAUGCCGGAGAUAUUCAAUCGACUGUGAAUAUUCAGGAUAUCAGCAUGGAUGAGGCUGAUAGCAUGCUCACGGCUGUCGAGACUCCUCUAGGGCUGACGACCCCGAGUGUUUCUGAAGCUCAAGAUGCGGAAACUUUCAACAUCACACACCGCUCCGCCAGCCUGAUCAACGACGCCACGACUCCCAAUGGGCCGAAUAUGGGUUUAUCACCAGCCCAACCUACCGCUGUAAACACCACUCCGGCGAUGCACAAUGCUACGAUCCCUCGAUAUCUUCUCGACCGACCAACCCCUACCAGCGGUCAAGUGCUCGCGGCUAUGCCGAGGGAUGAGGACGUUCUCAUGUCCCUCCAGCUCCUCGCAUACGUCUCGAAAUACUGCAACCUCCGAUCCUACUUUCAAAAUUCGCACCUCGUUCCAAAACUGAAGAUUGGUUCAGAAUUGCACCUGCUCGAUGUUGAUGAUGGCAGUCCUUUCUCCCCAUCAUCCUCGUCUUCCUCAUCUUCUCCUCGCUCGAUCCCCGCUUGUGAUUCUGAGGAAGAAGAAUACCUCCUCCCAGACGAUUUCAACAUCUUCCCUCUGGUCGAAAAGUUUACUGUUCGACAUCACAGUCAAGACAUGCAAUACUGGGCUGGAGUCGUAAUGCGUAACCUUUGCCGGAAGGACGAUAGCCGUGGCGGCAUCAGACAAUGCGCAUACUAUCAGUGUGGAAAGUGGGAAGAGUUCACCAGGCAAUUUGCCAAAUGCCGCAGAUGCCGGAGGACCAAAUACUGCAGCAAAGAGUGCCAAAAGAGUGCCUGGGUCUUCCACAGGCACUGGUGCGUCGCAGCUUCAACAUAG